Dermacentor silvarum is the source of this 1078-nucleotide messenger RNA. RefSeq names its product protein LSM14 homolog A-B-like. Bases 137 to 1063 code for a protein of 308 amino acids. Gene Ontology annotation, biological process: P-body assembly; cytoplasmic stress granule assembly. Gene Ontology annotation, cellular component: P-body. Lineage: Eukaryota; Metazoa; Arthropoda; Arachnida; Ixodida; Ixodidae. The transcript has 4 exons. The record is from RefSeq and is a predicted model, not a curated record. Gene Ontology annotation, molecular function: mRNA binding.
UCCCCGGCCGGUUGCGUAAAAACGGGUUCAGGACCGCCAUUUCCUCAUCCCAUGAUUAGACCCCGAUUGUGUACGUUAGGCUGCGGUAAUCUAUUGUGAUCGUGCUGGCAGCACAUUAUUUGUUCCACAGUUCACAAUGAGUACCGGUAUACCGUAUUUGGGCAGCAAAAUAAGCCUAAUAUCAAAGUCAGAGAUUCGGUAUGAAGGCAUUCUGUACACAAUUGAUACCAAAGAGUCAACCGUCGCUUUGGCUAAAGUGCGGUCCUUUGGCACAGAAGAUCGCCCAACUGAUCGCCCAGUUGCACCUAGAGAUGAAGUUUACGAGUACAUCAUCUUCAGGGCCCAUGACAUCAAAGAUCUCCGAGUGUCUGAGCCUCCUAAACCGCAGUCAACUCUGCCUGGAGGCCUGACCAAUGAUCCUGCCAUUGUUCAACAUUCAGCUACUCCAGUUGGCACUGGAGCCAGCUUUUCUGCACCGACAUACAACCAAGCACCUGCAUCAUAUGGCCCAGUGGGAACCCUACCGUCGUAUUCUAUGGCUUCUCAGUAUACUUCACAGCCUUCACAGCAGCCACCACCAAGUCUCGGUGGAUCCCAACAAUCGGGUUCUCAGUCUGGCAGUACAACUCCUGCACAGCGGAAGAGCCCCACGAUGGAUGCUGGAGUUCAGGUUUCCGGUCCUCCCGGUGAGAAACGACAAUCCCCACGUGGGAGUUCUCAGCGAAGCCAUGGUCAGCAGGGUUCUGCAGGGCCAAGCAGGCAGCAUGGACAGAUGCAGCACCAGCAAGCCUUGCCACCACAGUCUCGACAAGUGGGCAUUCAGCAGCAGCGAGGCCGUAGGGGAGGAGUUGCUGGUGGUUCAUCUGGAGCAGCAGGUGCACGUCCUCGCCAGGGGACGUUCCGCACUGCAAAGCCAAAGGAGCCAUUGAAGUUUGACCGUGAAUAUGACUUUGAGCAAGCCAAUGCAGAGUUUCAGGAACUUGAGAACAAGCUGGCACAGACAAAGAUCAGUGAGUAUAUCUGUUGGAUAUUUUUGCGCUCUAUAGAGAAUGGUAAUCCAUGAGGAAAUAAUUAUUUU